GCAUUUUUCCUCUAGAGGCGCUUGCUUACGAAACUCUCUCUGUGUGUUUUUUUUUUUUUGAGAUUCAUCUCUGUUCUUCAGCUUCUCUUCUCUGCAAUGGCGGCUUCAAGUGGUUUCCAUGUCUCUUCCUCUCCUUUGCUUAGGCUUCGCUCUUCCUCCGUCGCAUACGCCGCUCAACCUCCGUUUCUCUCUCCUUGUAACGGUCGUCGUUUACUAGCAGAAAGCUUCGGCCUCUCAACUGUAACUGUUUCGCGCCAAAACCUCUCGGUUUCUCCGCCGUCUGCGGUGGUGGAAGCUCGCAUCUCAGGAGAGAGAGAACCGAUGACGCCUCCAUAUAACGUCUUGAUCACUGGCUCGACCAAAGGUAUAGGACAUGCAUUAGCUAGAGAGUUUCUGAAAGCAGGAGACAACGUUGUCAUAUGUUCCAGAUCAGCUGAACGAGUUGAGUCUGUUGUUAAGAGUCUUAAGGAAGAAUAUGGGGAGGAGCAUGUGUGGGGAACUAAGUGUGAUGUUAGAGAAGGGAAGGAUGUGAAGGAUCUUGUAUCUUAUUGUCAGAAUAAUCUUAAAUACAUUGACAUUUGGAUUAAUAAUGCUGGAUCUAACGCAUACAGCUUUAAACCUUUGUCUGAGGCCUCUGAUGAGGAUCUUAUUGAAGUUGUGAAAACCAACACUCUUGGGCUGAUGUUAUGUUGCCGAGAGGCAAUGAAUAUGAUGUUGACCCAAUCUCGGGGUGGUCAUAUCUUCAAUAUCGAUGGAGCUGGCUCAGAUGGAAGACCAACACCCAGGUUUGCCGCAUAUGGUGCAACAAAACGGAGUGUUGUUCACCUGACAAAGUCAUUACAAGCAGAGUUGCAGAUGCAAGAUGUCAAAAAUGUUGUGGUGCACAAUCUAUCGCCUGGAAUGGUCACAACUGAUCUACUCAUGUCCGGAGCUACAACAAAACAAGCCAAGUUCUUCAUCAAUGUUUUGGCUGAGCCAGCUGAAGUGGUUGCUGAGUAUCUUGUCCCGAACAUCAGAGCAAUACCAGCUAGCGGAUCUAUGAAGCCGACUUACAUCCGUUUCCUAACCGGAAUCAAAGCCUAUACCAAAAUAUUCUCAAGAGUUGCAUUGGGAGCAAGGAAGAAUAGAUACGUGACUGAAGAGUAGAUAUCGCAGUAGAUCAUGGCCCUGUUCGUUUGCUCACCCAGGUGAUCCAUCUGGGUGAAGAUGCAAAUUGAUGUUCGUUUAGUGCAUUACAAUGUUACAUCCAGAUGGAUCAUUCAGCUGAAUUUUUAAAAACUCAUCUCAAAUUCUCACCCAAAUGAAGGUGAGUCUUGAUGGUGCAUCUGGAUGCAGAUGCAUCUAGUUCAGUCCAAAAUGAAAAAUGACAAAAAUGACUUUUUAAAAUCAAAAUAUUAUUUUCAAACCGUUAA
This is a messenger RNA of Brassica napus (rape), 1412 nucleotides long. RefSeq names its product chlorophyll(ide) b reductase NOL, chloroplastic. The record is from RefSeq and is a predicted model, not a curated record. Gene Ontology annotation, molecular function: oxidoreductase activity. NCBI's taxonomy places the organism in Eukaryota, Viridiplantae, Streptophyta, Magnoliopsida, Brassicales, Brassicaceae. Bases 97 to 1146 code for a protein of 349 amino acids. The transcript is spliced from 13 exons.